AUGGAUAUUGCUACAGUGAACUUCACCACUAUGGAAGGAUCUACUAACUUCACAAGUCUUUUAUCUCAGAAUUUAACCAUUGUGGAUAUGUAUAUUUUCAGCAUUAUUGUGCUGUUUGGUUUUCCCACACAAUCCUAUAUAAUAUGGCUCAUCGUCACAGGAGCAGGAAGUGGAAUUUCAUCAGAGUUCUUCCUGUUUAAUCUCUGUAUCUGUGAGAUGUUUAACUAUCUGGUUUGUUUAAUGUUUUUACUGUCAAAAUGGUCUUUAGGUUUCAUGAUGUUUGGACUUCUUUUACAAGGAUUACUCAUCACCGGUCGUCCUCUGUUUCAGUGUCUGAUCUGUGUGGAGCGUUACCUGGCAGUGGUUCAUCCUGUAAUCUUUCUGAAGUACAAACCUCUCAGAUACAAAGUCAUGUGCUCUUCCGCUGCCUGGAUCAUUUGUACCGCUUCCUGUUUGUUCUGCUUCUUCCUUUUUAUCUCAAACACAGUUGCAGCACACUCAUGUUUUUUCGUGAUAUUCUUUCUUACCAUCCUCUCCAUUCAGUUGUUUUGCCUUUUGGCUGUUCUCAGAGCACUUAAACAGUCAGGACCAGGAGAGAGAAUGGGAGAGAGAGAGGAUACAAGCCACAUAAAGAGAAAAGCGUUUUAUCUCAUUCUCAUAACUACAGUGAGCAUGAUUAUCAUAUAUGUGCCAAUAUCUGUCUCAGGAUUUUUAACUGCUAUGACAAACAAGUACAUUGCAGAAUUAUGGUAUCCUGCAUUUCUGUCUUACAUGCUGGGUGGUUUUUUACAGCCUGUUUUUUAUUUACACAGAUGUGGUAAACUUUUCUGCUAUGCUUCUUCCUAA
Molecule: messenger RNA, 846 nt
Organism: Triplophysa dalaica
Lineage: Eukaryota; Metazoa; Chordata; Actinopteri; Cypriniformes; Nemacheilidae
Product: chemokine XC receptor 1-like
Exons: 1
Coding region: 1-846 (281 amino acids)
Biological process (GO): positive regulation of Rho protein signal transduction; phospholipase C-activating G protein-coupled receptor signaling pathway
Cellular component (GO): membrane
Molecular function (GO): G protein-coupled receptor activity
Source: RefSeq, a predicted model, not a curated record